AUGAACCAAUACUAUUGUUUGUUGCUCUUGCUUCUGUCCAGUCUGUUGGGUAUUGUACAAGGCCAAACACAAACAUCACCAGCACAACAACAAGAAGAAGAUGUCAUCAAAGUGGUGGAACUGGGGGUGUCCAAUUUUCAAGAUGUCCUUCAAUCCCAAGAAUGGACAUGCGUCUUACUGUACGAUCCCUGGGACGAACGAUCCACUUACGAACACACGUUGAUAUUGGAGGGGAUCUACGACAAGUUUGUUCACCGCUAUAAGCAUCAAAACGACGUGACAUUUGCCCGUCUCAAUGGCCGAAAGCAUUCGCUCUUGCGAGAAGAAUAUUUGGGAUUUCGUGGCGGCGGUGAACUCGGUCCCGACGAUGGCAGUCACAAUCCAUUUGCCCGCGAUUAUCACGAUUCGUUAGAAGGCAAUGCCAAUGCCAUUCUGGCCAUGACCAAUGAAACCUUUUUGGAUUUUUCGUUGGGCACGCCCUAUUGGCCUCAUUCGUUGCUCUUGUUGGCACCUAGUUACAAUGUCUAUGGACAAGUCGAUUUGAAUUUGGUCACAGGCGCCAUUCCACUUCGCAUUGCCAUUUUGGAUCGAUGGCUUGUUGUGGCCACACAAGAUGAUUGGCGAUUCAUGCCGCCUCUGAUUACGACAAAGGCCAAUAUCGAAUUGGAAAUGAAUCACGAAGCACUUCAUCAUUCCGACAAUUCCUUUCCGUUUGACAAGUAUCGACAAGAACAGCAACAACAAGCAGCACUACAGAAAACGACACAAGCACAAAAUACUAGUACGACUACUUCACCUACACAACCAGACCAAACACCACAAUCCAUAGACCAAACACAACAACAACAACAGCAACAACAACAAUCAUCAGUGCCGACACGACGAGAACAAUUGAGACUCUUGUUGGAAAAUCACGCCAAGGACGAUGGAAAAAUCAGCAACAAUUAUUAUUUCACGUAUAAAAAAGCCGCCACGAUCAAAAUCAAAAAUUCCGAUCAUUACCUCGAUACACUGGGAGCCGUCAUUGACGAAUACCUGGCAUGGGCGGAAGGAUACGAACGUACAUGGUCACCGGCACGACGUGCUCGAGAAGAUGAACAAACCAAUUUUGGUGUUUACUUUUCACAAAUGAAUGAUGAAAUACAUCAACUCAUCGAGGAACUGUUCCAUGACGACGAAACUACAACCAAUGAUCCUCGACUUGCGGAGCGAAUGCGCAUCAAUCCCGAGAUUGCCGCCAAAAUGGAGGUACCCGUGCUCCUGAAAAGUUAUCUCCGUGAAAUGGUAUUUGGAUCGGGACGUUUCCCGUCCACUCUGAAACAGCAGUUCGUGGACCAUCUCCAGUCUUCCCUCGGAGAGACGGCCGCGGAUCGACGGCGCAAUCGAUACGAUGCCAACAUUACAUUGCCCUUGGUAGAUGCCCUGCGAGAUUACAUUACCGUACGGGCCAUGGUCGAAGCCGAACCUCAUCGAUCGUCUAUAUUACUGGCGGAACUCACUACGGGAUGGUACAAUAUUCUCCGCGAUUUUCAUCGACAUCUCAGCAAGUACUAUUUGAGUUAUUUGAAAAAACAUCCUCGCGACAGUAACAAAAUUCCGUAUCGAACCAUGGAUGUCCUCGACAUGAAGGAUCCCGAAGAUUAUCAUCUGUUGGGCGAUUACAAUGCCUUUCAUGACAAAUAUACCCGCACGGGAACUCCCGUCGUUCUAUCCCAUGUGCAAAUGAUCGUGACAGACGACCUGCCCGAUUUCAAAAAUGUAACCAUUGACUAUAUCGUCCAGGAAUGUCGCUCCAUGGAUGUCACGGAUUCCGUUCAAGUCAGUCGCAAGGUGGGAGAAAAGGCGGCCGCCACGGGGUGGGGAGGAUUGGGCCGAUUUGUCUUGCCCAAUUCGUUGUUGAAUUCUGAGCGUCGGAAACCACGCAAUAUGAAUGGCCAGCACUAUUUCGAAGAAGAUUUUUUUGGUCAAGACCAACCGCGACUGGACGUCGAGGCGGAAGACUUUGUGCGCAAGAGCAAAACAGACAAACCCGACAACAGCAAGCACAACAAAAAGGACCGCUUUGAUCGGUCAUUGACCAUGGAACAAUUUGCCAUUCUGGCCGAGGAAGUGGACACGUUGUAUCUACACGACAAGACUUUGCCGGGAUAUUGCGAUCGAUUGCUCUACGAUGAGACUCCGUACAGUAAGAAACAAAAGUUUCAGAUACCAAUGGUCAUUGGGGGAUACGAUAUGGCCCAGCGCUUGUCCCAAAGCUUCUAUGCCAACUCGUGGCCGUCGCUGUUUAUGGGAAAGAAGGGAUCCAAUUCAAAACUACACAUUGAUUCGGGGGCCACUGCAUUCUUCAUGUACUUGAUUUCGGGUCGGAAACGAUGGAUUGUGUACAAUCGGUCGGAACGCGUCCAUGCCUACGAGCGCAUCGACGACUUUACGACCUACCCGGAUGUGCUGGCUACGGGAAAGGACCCAGAGUUUGAUGAGUUCCUCAGUGAUCGUUUCCCGUUGCUGCAUCGAGCCGAAGAAGCCUACGAAUUCAUUCAAGAGCCAGGCCAGCUUGUGUACAUUCCUCCCAGUUGUCCUCAUGCCGUGGAGAACUUGGACGAUACCGUUGGAUUGGCCAUGAAUCUGGUUCCUCGAGACGGGAUUGCAAACCAUCUCCAUGAACAAAUCCAGAGCACAGGCUUCAGUACGGUUGAUUUGGUCAUGACCUAUCUCAUGUUCGAAGACAAUGCAGACAAGCCCGUCGACACCAAGGAUCCUCUCUACACGACAUGGGCAGAGUACAAGGCACAAAACUAG
Seminavis robusta is the source of this 2799-nucleotide messenger RNA. The record is from the annotation of a GenBank genome assembly. Lineage: Eukaryota; Bacillariophyta; Bacillariophyceae; Naviculales; Naviculaceae.